Diversispora eburnea is the source of this 936-nucleotide messenger RNA. NCBI's taxonomy places the organism in Eukaryota, Fungi, Glomeromycota, Glomeromycetes, Diversisporales, Diversisporaceae. The record is from the annotation of a GenBank genome assembly.
AUGGCGAGUUGUGAUCAAGAAACCUUUAUUCCGCAAUUACCUCAGCCACCACAGUUUAGAACUUCAAAGGGUGGGCCACCUGUUCCAAAUUUUGAAUAUGUUUCAUAUGAUAAAGUACAAGACUUAUAUGAUCAAAAUAAGGGUACAUUAUAUUUUAUUCCGGAAGGUUUUGAACCGGUGUUAGUUCCUAAUGAUGCAAAAGCGACAUCAGUAACAAAUUUAUUGGAAAAUGCAAAACCAGUAUCAAAUGCUCCUAAUGUUCCUAGAAUGCUUCCAGAUACUGAUGUACGUUUACCUUCAUUUGCACUUCCUUGUGGAGUUGCGGGUCCUACUCCUAAAGCAUCAAACACAAAUUCAAAAGUUAAGGUUAAAAAACCUCCGAGACCACCAAAUGCUUUUAUACUCUAUCGUCGUGCUAAGCAACCCGGGAUCGUAGCAAAAAAUCAAGGGAUAACUAAUAAUGAAGUUUCUAAAGAGAUUGGUAGAAUGUGGCACGAGGAACCACCAGAAGUUAGGUCAAAAUUUCAAAAAAUGGCUGAUGCGGCCAAACAGGAACACAUGAAGAAGUAUCCUGAAUAUAGGUAUCGCCCUAGAAGACCGCAAGAGAGGAAACGUAGGAUUCAACCACAUAAUACUCAAUCGACAGCAAAUACAACAGGAGGAGGUCCACAAAAUUCAUAUGAAUCAAAUAAUAAUAAUAACACGAAUACAACAUUUGCUCCUGUUACUACAUCAAAUGGAAUGAUAGAUUUUAGUGUAUUUGACACAACAAAUUCUAACUCGUCGGGAGAAGUCUACCUUGGUCUGGAUGACUAUGUAAAUCAUGUAAAUCCAUAUGAUUAUCAUAAUAUGAACAAUAUGGCUUCACUUAGUUUUAUCUCGACGGCUGAUGAGCAGUACCUUCGUAACCCACAAUACGUAAAACUCGAUUAUUAA